AUGGAGCAUCCUGAAGAUAAAUUUUACGACGAAAUUGUAUCUAGACUUCCCCCGGGCUACAGAUUUGUUCCCGAAGACGAGGAGUUGAUCGAGAAGUUCUUGAAGGUAAUAAUCAAAAACCCAGAACGCGGGAGAGUUCAGGGAAUUUUUAUUGUGAAUCUCUAUGCCUCACCUCCUGAUGAACUCACUGCUGCACACAAGCCGCAAUGCGAGGACACCUGGUACUUCUUUACGAAACGGACCCGAAAGUAUGCAAACGGAAGUCGCCCUGCUCGUGCUGCUGGUCGUGGCUAUUGGAAGCAAACAAACGUUAUCGAUCAUAUUUUUGGAGUGGAUGAAGAAAAAAAGCCUGCUGAAAUUGGUCGAAAAAUCACUCUUGAUUAUUGGUGUAAGAAGGAUAAAGUCGAUUGGCGCACUGAUUGGAAAAUGAAUGAGUACAGACUGUAUGGUCCGAAAUCUCCAGAUGAACAAUGCAGCAAUGCUGCAACUUCUAAGGAGUUUGAUGAGUGGAGCUUAUGCAGAAUAUACAAAAGCAGAGGUUCGAAACAAAAGAACAAGGGUAAACAACUUGUUCUCCAGGUGGAAGCGGAAUCAAGCUCAGGUACGCAGCCAAUUGCGCCUCAAGAACAUAAUGAACAUUUUGCAGGUGAAGCAGAUGGCAAUUUUACAGAGCAAAGCGCAGCAGCAGCUUCCAAUAACCAACUGUCCAUUCCGCGGGAGCAAUAUAAUGGACUCUUUCCGGGACAGUUUGCAGGUGGCAAUUCUACAGGGCAAAGCACAGCAGCAGCUUCCAGUAACCAACUGUCCAUUCCGCGGGAGCAAUAUAAUGGACUCUAUCCGGGACAUUUUGCAGGUGGCAAUUUUACGGGGCAAAGCACAACAGCAGCUUCCAAUAACCAACUGUCCAAUCCGCGAGAGCAAUAUAAUGGACUCUAUCCGGGAGGACCUGGUCCAAGCUCUGUUCUGCAAUUCAACAACAGUGGUGCAUUCCCGAAUCACUCAAAUUAUAUGGCGAAUGUUGCCAGUGGUUCGAUGAAUGGGAUGCACUAUACUUCUGAUGAUCUGCUGCCUGAAAAUCAGUAUACUUAUUUUAUGUACGAGAAUGCUGCUUAUGUUCAGCCCUUAAGGAGUUUACCUCCCAACUGCAUACCUACGUGGCCUCCCUCGGAUAUCAACCAAAGUUCUUCAAGCAUUCCGGACCAGGUUACAAGUGAGGAGGAGUUUGAUAUUUAUUUUAAUGAUCUGGAUUUCAUCACAUAUGAUGAUUUGAAAAAAGAUCUCUGA
Messenger RNA from Daucus carota subsp. sativus, 1284 nucleotides. RefSeq names its product NAC domain-containing protein 22. The record is from RefSeq and is a predicted model, not a curated record. Gene Ontology annotation, biological process: regulation of DNA-templated transcription. Bases 1 to 1284 code for a protein of 427 amino acids. NCBI's taxonomy places the organism in Eukaryota, Viridiplantae, Streptophyta, Magnoliopsida, Apiales, Apiaceae. The transcript has 3 exons. Gene Ontology annotation, molecular function: DNA binding.